Beta vulgaris subsp. vulgaris (sugar beet) is the source of this 570-nucleotide messenger RNA. RefSeq lists its product as uncharacterized. The coding region runs from base 1 to 570 and encodes 189 amino acids. The record is from RefSeq and is a predicted model, not a curated record. NCBI's taxonomy places the organism in Eukaryota, Viridiplantae, Streptophyta, Magnoliopsida, Caryophyllales, Amaranthaceae. The transcript has a single exon.
AUGCGACAAGAACAUUUGAACCGGAGAGAUUUGAAAGAAGAGCAGAUCCAUUGCGGAUUCAGGUGUGUUGCUGAUGCUUUCAAUGGUGGAGAAGAUCGUUGGCCACACGCUCGUCAACACCUUUACAACGAAAUUUCUAUGAAAAAAAUUUACGAGGAUGUUUAUGGAGGACGAGAGUACGUCGAUAGAGCGAGAAUUCGUAUCAUGCACACCAGAGGUCCUGCUCGUCGGGCACAUUGGAUGGAGUCUAUUGCUGAUUUGUAUGCUGUUGCUACCUUGUACAAUUCCGCUGUGAUGUACUUUACAGUGGGGGAAUCAGGUACUUUGUGGGGUUGCUGCACUAUUCUACCAUUGACUGCACCAGUCGAGGUCACACGACCAUGUUAUGAGUUUGUUAUGGUACACCUUGGAGCACAUAAUCAACACUACAUCCGCUUAUUCAUGGCUCCUAAUUUCCCGAUGCCUCCAAUUGCGGUACAAUGGUUUGAUUUGAGAGAUGAAACUGUAGUUGGAUGGGAGACUUAUUAUGCUAGCCGGAUUAAUUUAUGGAAUGUUCAUUAUAGCAAUUAA